AUGGGUUCCAACUGCCAGGAGUCAGGUCCCAAGGUGGACCAUGCUCUGAAGCCGUCCCUCCGGCAGAAGGCCGCAAGCUCAGUGGCAUGCUCGCCUCACCCUGGAUCUGACCCCUUCGGCCUCGCGGACUCCAAGUACGACGAGAAGAUGGAACUACUGGAUCGAGAAGAGGGUGCAGAAGCCAAGUACAAGAAGGCCUUGGAAAUCUCCGGAGGACUGGAAAAGCUGAGGAGCUUUCAAGACCUCAGCAACGAGCUGCAGACGAAGCACGGCCUGCACGAGGAGCAGAAAGGUGUGAUUUCUGCCGGGGAGCGCGCCGCACGCAGCAUCAAGGUAAACUUCCAACCCUUCUGCGCCACGCUGGAUGAGCUCUUCGACUUUGCGCACGAUUACAAGCAACACUUCUUCGACCUGGUUGAAGGGGUUGCGCAGGCCACCAACGGUACCUGCGCAAAGCCCCCACUGAAAGGCAAAGAACGCUGCGAGUCUAAGGCAAGGUUUAAGUACAUGGACAGCGCCGGAAACAUCGAGUGGCACAGACUUACUGACAUCGUUCGAGACACGCUUAGCUACGAGAACUUGGAAGAUAUGUACGCCGGACUAAAGCUCAUCGACGAGGACGAAAGUGUCGAAAUCGUGGAGUUCAAUGACCGGUAUCAGACUCCAUUGGAUGGUGGAUACUGCGACCUCCAGCUUACACUUCGGGUGCGAGGUGGGUUGGUCUGCGAGCUGCAACUUACCACCAAGUACAUGCUCUUUAUCAAGGAGUCGAGUGGACACAGAGUGUUCGAGAUCAAGAGACAGCUCAUUGCCGAUGUAGCUGCCAACAGCGAGUUGGAGUGUCGGAGAACGCUCCACUGGGCUGGAAAGGACGCUCAGGCUGUUCUGCAAGAGGACAAGAAGCCUUUGCUCCACAAGGCGGCUGCACAGGGCAACGCCGGCAUGGUGCAGCUCUUUCUCCAGCACGGGGCGGAUGUAAACCUCAGGGAGGAGACCACUGAGCGCACGGCCCUACACGAGGCCAUGGGCCAGGGCCACGCCUGUGCUGCAUGGGCCUUGAUCUCUGCCGGUGCUCGACAAGACGUCAAGGAUGCGCACGGGCAGACGCCCCUCUUGCUCGGACUCUUGCGCCAGCGUGUGUACCCCGAGAGCGAGGCCGUGGCAAGGUGCGUCUCCAUGUUGUCGCAGAGGUUGGGCCUGGAGGAGCUGCGGCGCGCCAGGGAGGAGUUCAUUGAGGUGGUGCAGCAGCGGCUGAAGAACAGCUCGGAGCUCGUCAGCGCGGCCUACGACGACAAUGUGCAGAAGGUCGUCGAGCACUUGCGCACCUGGGCGAACCCGAACAGCGCCACGAACGACGGGAAGCACGCGCUCCACCGGGCGCUGGCUCAAGGCCACACGGCCGUGGCCAGGCAGCUCCUGGCCUACAAGGCCGACGUCCGGUUGGAGGAGAACGGCAAGACCGCCUUGGACGUCGCCUUAGAAGUUGGGGUGGAGAAGCCCGGGUCUCUACAGCUCUUGGUCCACCUGCACGAGCAGUACAAGGACUUCAAAGACGGUGCUGGCUUGACGUUCCUGAUGUUGGCGGUGAAGCAUGGUAAUGCGGACCACACCAAGCAGAUUCUGGACAAAGGCAUGGAGAAGGAUGCCAGAUGCAACGAUGGCAGCACGGCUUUGAUGCUCGCGGCCAGGGAGGGUAAGACGGGGUCCCUCAGAGAGCUCCUGGAUGCGGAAGCCGAGAAGGACUGCCAAAACAACGAGGGCCACACUGCACUGAUGCUCGCCAUGCAUGGUGGCCAUGAGGAAUGCUUCAAGCUGCUCCUUGACAGGGGCACGAAGAGGGGCCUGAAGAACAAUGCUGGCAAGACGGUCUUUGAGCAAUCCGCCGAGUACGUGAAAAUCCGGGCAUUUCUGCGUCCGACAGCCCUCAUGGAGGCGGCAAGGGACGGCCGCGCUGCGCUCGUCAAAGAGCUCUUGGAGAAGGGAGCCGAGAAGGAUAUCCAGGACAAGGACGGCUGCACGGCUCUGAUGUUCGCAGCUGGCUCCGGCCAGACGGACUGCGUGAAGGAGCUCUUGGAUAGAGGCGUGGAGAAGGAGGCCAAGGACAACAACGGCUGGACCCCCCUCAUGUGCGCCGCCGCCAAUAACCACACGGAGAUCGUCAGAGAGCUGCUAGGGAAGGGAGCGGAGAAGGAUGCCAGAAGCGAGGAUGGCAGCACGGGGCUGAUGCUCGCAGCCAAAGAGGGCAAGACGGCGUCUCUCAAAGAGCUCCUGGAUGGGGACGCCGACAAGGACUGCCAGAACAAGGAGGGUCACACUGCGCUGAUGCUCGCCAUGCACGGUGGCCAUGAGGAGUGCUUCAAUCUGCUCCUUGACAGGGGCGCGAAGAGAGGCCUGAAGAACAACGCCGGCAAGACGGUCUUUGAGCAAUCCGCCGAGUACGUGAAAAUCAGGGCAUUUCUGGGUCCGACAGCCCUCAUGGAGGCGGCACGGGACGGCCAUGUCGAGCUUGUCAAAGAGCUCUUGGAGAAGGGAGUCGAGAAGGAUGUCACGGACAGAUUCGGCAACACCGCCCUGAUGCAUGCAGCACGGAAUGGUCAAACAGACUGUUUGGCAGUCCUCUUGGCUGCCGAGGCGGACCAGGACACGAAGAACAAGAAUGGCUUCACUGCCUACAUGCAGGCAGCAGCAAAGGGCCAUACCGAGUGCGCAGAGCGCCUGACGAGGGAGGGAGCCAACCAGGAAGAAGUGAAUGAGGAGGGUGCUGGGCUUGGUGACCAGGCGCUGUUCAGAGCAGCAGCAGGUGGCCAGCUCGAGUUGCUCCAAGAGCUGCUGGCCGCGGGGGCGAAGAAGGAUGCCAAUGACGAUUUCGGCAAUACCGCCCUGAUGCAUGCAGCACGGAAUGGUGAAGCAGACUGUUUGACCGUCCUCUUGGUUGCCGAGGUGGACAAGGACACGAAGAACAAGAAUGGCUUCACUGCCUACAUGCAGGCAGCAGCAAACGGCCAUACCGAGUGCGCAGAGCGCCUGACGAGGGAGGGAGCCAACCAGGAAGAAGUGAAUGAGGAGGGUGACCAGGCGCUGCUCAGAGCAGCAGCAGGUGGCCAGCUCGAGUUGCUCCAAGAGCUGCUGGCCGCGGGGGCGAAGAAGGAUGCCAAUGACGAUUUCGGCAAUACCGCCCUGAUGCAUGCAGCACGGAAUGGUGAAGCAGACUGUUUGACCGUCCUCUUGGUUGCCGAGGUGGACAAGGACACGAAGAACAAGAAUGGCUUCACUGCCUACAUGCAGGCAGCAGCAAAGGGCCAUACCGAGUGCGCAGAGCGCCUGACGAGGGAGGGAGCCAACCAGGAAGAAGUGAAUCAGGAGGGUGACCAGGCGCUGCUCAAAGCAGCAGCAGGUGGCCAGCUCGAGUUGCUCCAAGAGCUGCUGGCCGCGGGGGCGAAGAAGGAUGCCAAUGACGAUUUCGGCAAUACCGCCCUGAUGCAUGCAGCACGGAAUGGUGAAGCAGACUGUUUGACCGUCCUCUUGGUUGCCGAGGUGGACAAGGACACGAAGAACAAGAAUGGCUUCACUGCCUACAUGCAGGCAGCAGCAAAGGGCCAUACCGAGUGCGCAGAGCGCCUGACGAGGGAGGGAGCCAACCAGGAAGAAGUGAAUGAGGAGGGUGACCAGGCGCUGCUCAGAGCAGCAGCGGGUGGCCAGCUCGAGUUGCUCCAAGAGAUGCUGGCCGCGGGGGCGAAGAAGGAGGCCCGUGACAGACUCGGCAACACCGCUCUGAUGCUCGCUGCACGACAUGGCCAUGUUGACUUGCUGGGCGCACUGCUGGCCGCAGGCGCAGAAAAGGAUGCAAAGAGCAAGUACGGCUACACAGCUCUCAUGCAUGCCGCUGGCAAUGGCCACGAAAAGUGUAUGAAGCUCUUGCAGGACCCAGGAGUGAGCGAGGUAACACUCAACCGGGAAGGUGACGCGCAACUGCUCCAAGCUGCGCAGGAUGGCAAUGCCGCACUCCUCAUCGAUAUUCUGGCUGCAGGGGGGAACAAGGAAGCCAAGGACGAAUUAUACAGUUGGACAGCCCUCAUUGUAGCGGCAAUGUGGGGCCGCCUCGACGUCGUGAAGGAGCUCCUGGCCAUGGGCGCCGACAAGGAUAGUGCGCGCCACUGCGGAUUCGAGCCAUUUCCCGUGCACAGACGAUUCGUCGCGCUUCUCUGGCGAGAAAACAAUCGGAUGCCCAGGACGACUUCCGCCGCAGCCUCGGGUGGUUUGGCGCACGCGGCAGAGGAAACACAGGUCCCGUUGCAAAGCGGCGAUCUGGAAGCGAAGGCAGCUUGGAAGACUGCCACUUGA
Molecule: messenger RNA, 4341 nt
Organism: Symbiodinium sp. CCMP2592
Lineage: Eukaryota; Dinophyceae; Suessiales; Symbiodiniaceae
Source: the annotation of a GenBank genome assembly